Poecilia latipinna (sailfin molly) is the source of this 4361-nucleotide messenger RNA. It is a transcript of the gene rcbtb2, whose product is annotated as regulator of chromosome condensation (RCC1) and BTB (POZ) domain containing protein 2. The coding region runs from base 207 to 1790 and encodes 527 amino acids. The transcript has 12 exons. NCBI's taxonomy places the organism in Eukaryota, Metazoa, Chordata, Actinopteri, Cyprinodontiformes, Poeciliidae. Gene Ontology annotation, molecular function: protein binding. The record is from RefSeq and is a predicted model, not a curated record.
AAGCCACCAUCAGGCGACAGGAAGUAAACUGUUGGACUGCUUUGCUUUUCUUCAGGACGUUGAUGUAGCCACCAAAGCUAGCUAUGACAACCAACAGCCGCUGCCAACAUGAUUCCCUCUGCAAUGUUUAAGUUUUCCUUUUGAUAAGAAAACUACUUUAAAGAGGAAACAGUAGCUGGAACAACUGUCAAGCUGUGCUGAGUAGCAUGCUGGACGUGGGGAAGUGGCCAGUGUUUGCACUCCUUCCUCCUGAGGAACUACGGCUUAUCCGCCAGGCUUGUGUCUUCGGUAGUGCUGCUAACGAAGCUCUCUACGUUACUGUUAAUGAUGAGGUCUUUGCCUUAGGCACCAACUGUAGUGGCUGCUUAGGCCUCGGAGACCUUCAAAGCACUAUUGAGCCGCGCAGGAUUGAUAUCCUGUGCGGAAAGAAGAUUGUGUCCCUGAGCUAUGGUACAGGACCGCAUGUGGUUAUCGCCACUGCAGACGGGGAGGUGUUUGCCUGGGGUCACAAUGGCUACAGCCAGUUGGGAAAUGGGACCACCAACCAUGGUCUAACCCCUGCCCUGGUCUCCACCAACCUCAUCAGCAAGAGGGUGACAGAAGUGGCCUGUGGCUCCCACCACACCAUCGCUCUCACAAGUGAUGGAGAGGUGUAUGCGUGGGGCUACAACAACUCGGGCCAAGUUGGAUCUGGGUCGACUGCCAAUCAACCAACACCACGUCGGGUUAGCAGCUGUCUGCAGAACAAAGUGGUGGUCAACAUAGCCUGUGGCCAGCUCUGCUCGAUGGCCGUCCUGGAUAAUGGAGAGAUUUACGGUUGGGGCUACAACUGCAAUGGGCAGCUGGGUUUGGGAAACAACGGAAAUCAGCAGACUCCAUGCAGGAUCGCUGCUCUGCAAGGUGUCAACAUUGUGCAGGUGGCAUGUGGAUAUGCACACACGUUGGCACUUACGGAUGAGGGAUUUGUUUAUGCGUGGGGAGCCAACUCCUAUGGACAGCUGGGAACAGGCAAUAAAAGUAACCAAGCGCUUCCCAUCCUAAUAAAUACAGACAAGGAAAGGAUGGUGGAGGUAGCUGCCUGUCACACCAGCCACACUUCAGCUGCUAAGACGCAGAGCGGGCAAGUUCUGAUGUGGGGUCAGUGUCGAGGUCAGGCCGUGUCCAGCCCCCAUCUUACCCACUUCAGCAGCACUGAUGACGUGUUUGCCUGCUUCGCCACGCCAGCCGUCACGUGGCACCUUCUCUCAGUGGAUGGAGAUGACUAUCUGACAGUUGCCCAGUCUUUGAAGAAGGAGUUUGACAGUCCAGAGAUUUCUGACCUUAAGUUCUUAGUCGAUGGGAAGUGCAUCUAUGUUCACAAAGCUCUUCUAAAGAUCAGGUGUGAGCAUUUCCGUACUUUGUUGAAUGAAACAGAUGAAGAUGUUAUAGAAAUUCACCAGUUCUCAUAUUUAGUGUACAGAGCCUUCCUGGAGUAUCUCUAUACAGACAAUAUUAACCUGCCACCAGAGGAUGCUAUUGGGUUGCUUGACUUGGCAACGUUUUACCGAGAGACGAGGCUCAAAAGAUUGUGUCAGGAAACUAUCAAGCGGGGCAUUUCUGAAGAGAACGCCAUCACUCUGCUUUCUGCCGCCGUCAAGUAUGAGGCUCGGGACCUGGAGGAGUUCUGCUUCAAGUUUUGUGUCAACCAUCUAACGGCUGUCACUCAGACCCAGGCUUUUGCAGACAUGGAUCAUGACCUGCUCAAGAACUUCAUUAGUAAGGCAAGCCGCUACGGGGCCUUCAAAAACUAAAGCGCCCCUGUAGCGAUGGAUUCUUGACAAUAUGUUUUAAUUCUGCAAAAGGAGAGCCGACCAAAGUAAACACUGAGCUGUUCAGCUCUGCUAAGACUUGUUACUGGGGAUGUAAACACUGAGGAGGCAAGUGGUUUCGGGUGGCAGUGGCUAUCUGAUCCUGCCGAGUUACUACUCUAAGCCUUGUCCAAACAUGGUGAAGUGGCGCAGAAGCAUUGGGUUACUCUACUAAUCCGGCCUUAACAUAAAGAAGUACAGCAGAGGUUGCAGUUUGUCAGACUUGCAUUACUAAGAACAAGCUUAACUGCGUCUCCAUCUGCCUGGUUUAAUGCAGACAUACAGCAAACAUACAAAUGGAUACCUGUUGCUUAAAAUGCUGUGUGGUUAUUUACAUUUAUCCCUAUAAAUGAUCAGUUUAAGGACUUUUAAUUGCAAACUUCCAAAUUCCGCUGGAAGCUUCGACUGAACUAUAAAGCAAUCAGCGAGAAAUAAAUCAGCCCUUCUUAUUUCUGCUGCAACCUACAUGUCAGUCAGUCAAUAUCUAUCAGAGAUACCUGAUUAUAUACUGUAUGUUUUCUGUUUUUACAUUAAUAUAAAACAAAAGAAGACACGUGUGGUGAUUAGAAAUGGUCCCAUCAUAUUGGGUGAUCCAGUGGAAAGCUUCAUACUCUGUUGUUUACAGAUUCUAAGCUUAUGAUUGGUCUAAGCGAGUGAUUGGUCAUGGAGACCCAAACACUGCUCUGAAAUAAAUUACUAAAAAGUUAAUUAUCAUAAAACUUAGAUUUUUUUUUCAUAUUCCUUAUGUUAUUUGGAUGCCUUGGUUCUCAUAAAUUUGAAAGUGAGAUACCCUGCAAGAAUUUAGCAACUCUGUAGUUAUUGGCAUCUCUGGUGAAGAUGUGUUCAAAACUCUCAAAUGGAAGGAUUGUUAACAUGGAGAAACUGUGAUUACAUUCUUUGUUGCGGUUGUCUAACCAUAAGCUUUGAAAUUUGUUUUUCUUCUUCCUUACUGUUGGUUCUGUCUGCAUCCACCCUUGUUUGUAUGUUGAAGUUGUUUUAAGCUUUCUGGGAGGUUAUCUAUUGUCCUGUUGCCAUUUUCUGAUAUGAGCACACACCUAACUUACUUAAAUGAAACAUUCUUUUGUUUCCCCCACUUUAAAGACCGACUUUGAAAAAAAAGAGCAUGAACAAAACAGUAAGUUAAUAAUUACUGAUUUAAUUACUUAACCCUCUAAUCUGCUGUAGACAUAUGCGUUGAAAAUUCACAGUUUGCAUCACUUUUGACUAUUCAAACAAACAAAACAUAUUUUGGAAUUGUAGCUAUGACAAUAACAACUGAUUAUUAUAUUUUUUUUUUUGUCUUUUGGUAUCUGAUUUCCAUUUUCUGACCCAACUUUACAAAAAGCUUCACAGACACUAAUUUUAGCAAAUUUCAAUGUUAUUUAAGAAUUAUAAAAUAAUUUAUAAUAGCAUUCAAUAGUUUUUCUAACUUUCACUUUUUUUAAGCAGAGGUUAUGUCACACUGUAUGUGGGACAGCCCUUGCUGUGCACUGCUGAACCUCUCUUUUCUUACGCUGAACGUCUUGCUGUCGCUCACUCUUUCGUAGCCUGAAGGAACUGCAGACAUUUCUUGACAAGUUGUAGCAAAUACAACCUUUUACAUUUCCGCUUCCUCAGGUUUAUAUUUUAAACACAGUGCUGUUUUUGAAAAUAGCUAAGUUUGAGCAUUCUUCUUAUAUCAACAGCGUCCCACAUGGAAAAGGUUUUAUUGCCUUGACCUAACAUCUGGUGCUUCCAGUUAUCUGAAAAGUAACAACAUUUUUCUUACCAUUUCUGGCUGGUCAGAGACGAUCAAGUUGAAAAUUGUCCAACAGUUUCCUGCCAAUUACUUGCUAGAGCUCCAUUAGAUUUUCUUCUUUUUCUCAAAAUCAAAAACCAAAAAGCAACACAUAUAUUGCAUCUUCAUCCUGGGUGACAGUAAUUGUAGAGGAUGCUAUAUGCUUGACAUCUCCAGUUCAAAACAGUUUGUAUGGUAAUUUUACAUUUAAUGAACAGUUUUACCACAUUUUUUAUUGUUUACUAAUUUAUGCCAUCAGAACAUGUUACAAUUGUUGUGCAAUUGUUAGCUAACACUUGGCCAGAAUGGAAAAGAAAUGUAUUUUUUUUAAUGCAAACAUUUACUUUUAAUGUGCUUUAUAUGAUGUGAACUGUGCAGCUGGAAAUUGUGCUUUACUCACAACAAACAUGACAAAAUCCAUGUUUACUGUUGGUGUGUGGAAGAAGUUAAAUAGAAUUGUCUUUUUUUUGGUAUGUUUACACAGAUUUGUUUUUUUUAUUGUUAUUAUUAAUGUUAUUGUUAAAUCAUUGUCAGCAGGUGUUUUUUUUUUUUUUUUUUACAAUAAUAAAUCCUCUUUCAUCACCUUAUGGUAAUAGGUACUGCUAGUAUUGUUUCAAUAGGCAGUUUAUAUUGUUUAGAAAAAUUGGAUAAAAAGAAAUAUCAGCUUGCUUUUACUUUGUAUGAUUGAUGCUGAUAAUGUCUGAUAGACAUGCUGAAAUAAAUAACAUAAUCAUAAA